UUCACACAUGUUUUAGACGCUUUUCACUGACAGCUGCAACUCAACCAGUUAGACCUACUGCCACACAGUGGCUACCCAAAUCGGGGCUUCCUWAACACAUUUCUGAAUUGAAACAAUCCACAGCAACAAAAAAGAYGCUCAUGCUCUCCGGUGAAGUAUUUUAAAUUAUUUUAUUUAGACAGGAAUAAUUAUAUAAUUUUGACGUAUCAAUUUACGAUCCAGCAUCAUUUCCAAUUUGCAUGAGGCUGAAACCAGAGUUCAGUAUAUAUGCUCAAGUUUCCGCCCUAACAUUGUGAAUCUUUGUUCCGAAGGCGGGCAUAUUCGAAUUGGGUUUAUUCAAGACAGAUUUUGGCGUCUCCGCGCUGAAACUAUACCACCAUAGAAAACAGCCGAUCGAGCGAAACACCUCCUACAGAUUUUGGCGUCUCCGCGCUGAUAUGAUAUUUCGUCCAGACAGUCUACAAAUACUGAAACAAACAAACCGAUUGCGCACAAUCACGGCCGGUUGUGAACCAGGGUGUCUGUGGGGACGCCUCCAGCACUGAGACGCAGUGCCUUAACCCGCUGCGCCACUCGGGAGCCAGAGUCUUCUCUUAACAAAAUGGGUCACUAUUCUGAUAAUUGCUCUCAUGACUUGGAUACAUUUUGGGAUGAGUUGAGAAACAAAUGUGUGCCAUGUCAUCAACAGCAUCCGAUCCGACCAGGGUACGAAUUUAGUCCAAACUGUGGCAGGCAUGAUGAUGGGGGGAAGUCGGAAGGACCGUAUCGACGUUGUGCCGGCCAGACCUUCAAUAAUGGGAGUUUCGUGACCUGCAAUCCCUGUUCUAGCUGCUCCCCAGAUGAUCAAAAGCUGRCCGAAUGCAARACAACGACAGACACUCAAUGCUGCYGAUSGAGGGACCAGACAGGCUGUUGGAAYGAAGCCCUGGGUACUACGACUCAACAGGUGCAACGGUCAACAACGUUAAGGGUCCAAAUGUCAACAUCAAAUCCCACAGCCAAACACAUUGGUACGACAUUCCAUGGUGAUUUUGCAACUAACCAUGUCAACCAUCAGACUGCAUGGAUAGUGCUUACAGUCAUCUUGGUUCUCUCUGUACUUGCAUUUCUCUUAUUCAUCUAUAUUAAGAAGAGAAGGAGAAGCUCAAGAGCCUUUUGCUUCAGAGACAAUAUCCUGUAUACCAACCAACAGUCACGGAGCAGUAGGAGAACAGCAGCUGUCAAUGAAGAGUUUGCUCUCCUACAGUCAGAGACAAGGAGCCUAGAGGACAUUUUGAGUCCUGACAUCCAGUCGGCGCCGCUGCAGACGGUUCUGGACAACCUGGACGUUCUAGAGGAGCUUGUGAUCCUGCUAGACCCGGAGAUCCCUGGGGUGAAGAACACCAGGCACCUAGCAUCUCGCUGCUCCUUCCCCGCCACCUGGAUUACCUACACCUACUCCCUGAGGGACAGCAAGAGCCCCCUGAGGGCCGUGCUGGAGGGGYUCACCACCAAGCACCCAGACUGGACUGUAGGACAAUUGGCCAGGCUGCUGAGAGAGAUGGACCGGAACGACGCAGUGGCGGUGCUCACCAAGCUCGCCUUGCUUAAGGUUGUCUAGUCCGGGUGUGUUUUGUGUUGGGCCCGGAAAAGAUGGCUCCAUCCAGAUACAACCACGAGUCUCCACCACCUGCCAAGGCACUGAGAUAUAACAAGAGGGCCAGUAGGAGGCAUGCUUUCCUUGGGGACCCCAAAGUCCCAAGGCAGUGAUUGGCAACACUGUUCUUUUGCAUUAGGGUUCAAAUAAGAUAUUUAACUGUGAUAACAUGGCACUUAUUACUUAAAGCAGAGAUGUUAACCCCGGUGUCCUGAAAACGAAGAGCUGCACACUCUAGUAGCUCAGAUGCAAUAAUGUCAUAACCUAAUAACCAACGUUUCGACAGACAAGCUGUCUUCAUCAGGGUAUAAUGACAAACACGGUGGGGUGAUUAGUUUAUAUAGCGUCAAAGGUGUGGCUUGACGCCAUGACCGGGUGUGGCUUGAUAUCAUUGGCUCCUUUUCAGAUAUACAGUGGGGCAAAAAAGUAUUUAGUCAGCCACCAAUUGUGCAAGUUCUCCCACUUAAAAAGAUG
Molecule: messenger RNA, 2110 nt
Organism: Salvelinus sp. IW2-2015
Lineage: Eukaryota; Metazoa; Chordata; Actinopteri; Salmoniformes; Salmonidae
Product: IGF-like family receptor 1
Cellular component (GO): plasma membrane
Molecular function (GO): protein binding
Source: RefSeq, a predicted model, not a curated record